Teleopsis dalmanni is the source of this 1641-nucleotide messenger RNA. RefSeq names its product UDP-glucosyltransferase 2-like. Lineage: Eukaryota; Metazoa; Arthropoda; Insecta; Diptera; Diopsidae. The coding region runs from base 49 to 1605 and encodes 518 amino acids. Gene Ontology annotation, molecular function: UDP-glycosyltransferase activity. The record is from RefSeq and is a predicted model, not a curated record. The transcript is spliced from 2 exons.
UCAGUUUAAACUGUUACUUUAUUAAGAACACAUGUCUGGCAAUUAAAGAUGAAAAACCUGGUUGUACUAGCUAUAAGCAUUUAUAUGCUGGCAAUAAUUGUGGGACAUAGUGAAAGUGCAAAUAUUUUGGCCAUAUUUCCUUUUCCAGGACCAUCGCAAUACAUAUUAGUCUUGCCAUAUCUUAAGACUCUAGCAGACCGCGGUCAUAAUGUAACUGUAAUAAAUGCUUUUCCACAGAAAAAACCUAUACCAAAUUUUAGAGAUAUAUCGGUGGCAGAUAUUAUCAAGCUGCAAGACGAGAUGAUUGAAUCUAUACAAACAGAACGCAACUUUUGGCAGGAACUCAAUUAUUUUUCUGAUAUUGUGGAAGAUAUUCAAUUGAAUGUAUUAAAUAAUAAAGAGGUCCAAACACUAUUAAAAUCUGAAACUGAAACCUUUGACUUGGUCAUUGUGGAAACUAUACGCAGUGAAGUACUGUACGGCUUUGCAGCACAUUUUAAUGCACUUCUUAUUGGGGUCUCAUCUUUUGGCACGGAUGUGGAGAUUGAUGAACUCGUUGGAAAUAUAUCACCUUCAUCAUAUAUACCUUCAGUUUUAAGUGAAUUUACCGAUCGGAUGAGUUGUAUGGAACGGUUAAAAAAUUUUGUAAAUAACAACUUACAAAUAUUACAUACACACUUCAUACAUAUACCACGCCAAAAAAAAUUGUAUAGUAAAUAUUUUCCACAUGUUAAAGUGCCAUUAGAAGCGGUUCGUAAUAAUUUCUCAUUAAUGCUGUUGAAUCAACAUUUCUCGCUGAGUUUUCCGCGCCCCUAUGUGCCAAGCAUGAUUCAAGUAGGUGGUUUGCAUAUAAGUCACAAGCCAUCACCUUUACCACCUGAUAUAGCUGAUUUCAUUAAUGGUGGUGAAAACGGUGUGAUAUAUUUCUCAAUGGGAUCUAACGUGAAAAGUAAGAACUUGCCAAAAGAAACUAUUGAUGUCCUUUUGAAAGUUUUUGCUUCCUUACCCCAACGUGUGUUAUGGAAAUUUGAAGAUGAAAAUUUAGCAGGCAAACCUGAUAAUGUUUUUAUUAACAAGUGGUUCCCACAGCCAGAUAUAUUGGCCCAUCCAAAUGUCAAGUUAUUUAUUACACAUGGUGGUCUACUUAGUACCAUGGAAGCUAUUUAUCACGCGAAACCUGUUAUUGGCUUACCGGUAUUCUAUGAUCAAUUUUUAAAUGUUGCUCGUGCUGUUAAAACAGGAUUUGGUUUAAGUGCUGAUUUGAAAAAAUUAGACACUCAAAGUUUGCGAUCUAAAAUUGAGAGUAUUUUAAAUGAUAAGAGUUAUGCAAAGAAAGCUAGAGCCAUCUCAAAUCGUUAUCAUGAUCAACCAAUUAAACCCAUGGAUGCAGCUAUUUAUUGGACAGAAUAUGUGCUACGGCAUAAAGGAGCUCCUCACAUGCGUGUUGCUGCACAGGACUUAAAUGUCUUUCAACUGUAUUGCCUGGACUCAGUGUGUAUGUUAGUAACUGGAACUAUUCUGGUCUUCGGUAUUGUUAUUGGACUUGUAGUCAAGUUGUUAGGAUGCGCUCUAAGAAAACCUAAAACUAAAAGAAAAUUUGAAUAAAAAUAUAAUCACAAUAAAUAAAUAAAGUACAAACAA